This is a messenger RNA of Priapulus caudatus, 2079 nucleotides long. RefSeq names its product transmembrane and coiled-coil domain-containing protein 4-like. NCBI's taxonomy places the organism in Eukaryota, Metazoa, Priapulida, Priapulimorpha, Priapulimorphida, Priapulidae. The transcript is spliced from 2 exons. The record is from RefSeq and is a predicted model, not a curated record. The coding region runs from base 1 to 2079 and encodes 692 amino acids.
AUGGCUGCCGCCGCCGCCGCCCGUGACGACGGCGACGCGAUAGAGCUGUCGCACGUCGCCGACGGCCUGACGGACGCGGGACUGUUUGCGUACGGCGCCCUCUGUGCGAUGACGCUGCACGAACUCUUCCCCGAGCGCUGGUUCGACGACUUCCGCGCCGACUGCCUCGCGAAGGUCGUCCGCCACCUGCAGCUUCCCGCGCAGAUCCACAACGCGAUGCGACACAUCGCCGACGGCGACGGCGGCGAGACGAGCGACGCGUUCGUCGCCGCGGUGCUCGCCGAGCCGUCGGUGCGUCACCUCGGCGACGGCCGCGUCGUCGUCGACGACCUCGUGCGACUCGCGGUGCGCGACGGCGCGUACGACGCCCGCUUCCGCGCGCUCGUCCGCCACAUCGCCAUGCUACUGCGCGUCGCCGCGGCAACGCUCGACGCCGUCGAAAGCGCGGUCGUCGAGCGACUCCGCGAGUUCUCGUCGGCGGCGGCGACGGACGAGGAGCGGCGGGAGCGGCGGCGGCGGGAGCGCGGGCGCACCGCGCGGCGCUACCUGGCGAUCGGACUCGGCGGCCUCGCCGGUGGCGCCCUCCUGGGACUGACGGGCGGUCUCGCGGCGCCGCUACUCGCAGCGGGGGCCGGGGCGAUCGUCGGCACCGCCGGCGCCACCGCACUCGCGUCGACUGCCGGUGUGGCCGUCAUCGGGUCGUUGUUCGGCGUCGCCGGCGCCGGGCUGACCGGGUACAAGAUGCGGCGACGCGUCGGCGCCGUCGAGGAGUUCCGCUUCCAGGUGCUCACAGAGGGCGCCGCUCUGCACGUCGCCGUCGCCGUCUCCGGCUGGCUCGCCGACGACGCCACCGCCACCGGCGCCACGCCCGAUGCCGCGGCGGCGGACGAUGGGAUGGGGAACGCGUUUCGCGCGCCGUGGUCGUCGCUGCUCGACUCGACGGAGCAGUACUGCCUCUGCUGGGAGUCGCAGCAUCUCGCGCGACUCGGCUCCGCGAUCGACUACCUCGUCCGCUUCGGCGUCGGCGUCGCCGUGCAGGAGUCGCUGCGCUACACGAUCCUGUCGUCGGUGCUCGCCGCGGUCGCGUGGCCCACCUCCCUCAUCUCCCUCUCCUCCCUCAUCGACAACCCGUGGAGCGUGUGCCUGCAGCGCAGCGCCGCGGUCGGACGCCAACUCGCGGACGUGCUGGCGGAGCGGGAGCACGGGAGCCGUCCCGUGACCCUCGUCGGGUUUUCGCUCGGAGCGAGCGUCAUCUUCGCGUGCCUGCAGGAGCUGGAGCGCCGCCGCGGCACCGAGGGGAUCGUCGACGAGGUGGUGCUGCUCGGCGCGCCCGCGCCAGGCGACGUCGAGCGCUGGCGCCCCCUGGCGAGGGUCGUGAGCGGGCGCAUCGUCAACGGGUACUGCAGCGGCGACUGGCUGCUCAAGUUUCUCUACAGGACGACGACGACGUCGAUGAAGGUGGCAGGCCUGGGUCCGAUCGACUGGGAGGAUCGCCGCAUGCACAACGUCAACCUGAGCGACGUCGUCAACGGUCACCGCGACUACAUCAAAAAGCUGCACGUCGUGCUGAAGGCGGUCGGCGUGCGGACGGCCGACGAGGUUGACCCCGCGACCCCUGCACGGUCGCGCCCCCGCCGCGCCAUCGGACGCCUCGCCGCAUCCUCCACGACGAACGACGUCCGCGGACUCGCGCCGCCGCCGGUAGGGGGCGCCGCGGAGAAGCCGUCGCGCAGCGUGGAGGCGCUGGCGUUGGAGUUGCGGCCGAGGGUCGCGGCGGGGGCGGGGGCACCAGCGUGCGCGGCGGCGUCGCCACAGUCCUGUGACUCGGCGACGGAGUCGUGUCUCGAGGCGGAGGAGGCAGCGUCGCUGACGGAGUCGUGUCUCGAGGCGGAGGAGGCAGCGUCGCUGACGGAGUCGUGCGAGCGACUCGUUACGACGAUGAACGGCGACUGGUUCUGCGCGGCGGAGACGGACGGUGGCGCCAUCGAGGGAGAAUCCCGGGAAGCUGCGUCGGAGGGAGAGGGAGCGGGCGGGCAGGAGAGGAGAGCCAGAGAGGGCGGCGAUGCGACGGACGGCUGA